Messenger RNA from Dinoponera quadriceps, 5887 nucleotides. Its product is annotated as membrane-associated guanylate kinase, WW and PDZ domain-containing protein 1-like. The record is from RefSeq and is a predicted model, not a curated record. The transcript has 11 exons. Gene Ontology annotation, molecular function: protein binding. Gene Ontology annotation, biological process: signal transduction. Bases 385 to 3534 code for a protein of 1049 amino acids. Lineage: Eukaryota; Metazoa; Arthropoda; Insecta; Hymenoptera; Formicidae. Gene Ontology annotation, cellular component: cytoplasm.
AGCGGCGUACGACGGUCGGUUAAAUGCCUCGUCGUACGUGCGUAUGAGCGGGCGGACGCGAGAGAGCGAGUGAACGAGCGAGCGGCGGUGCGGCGAGUCGUGUGAUGUAGUUCGGUGCCGCGCGAGAGUGUGUGGAGCGUGUGUGUGUACAUUUUCUCUCUCUCUUUCUCUCUCUCUCUCUCUCUCUCUCCGUCAUCACGAGAACGCUAUCGCCCCGACGACGAGCGUUUUCCGUGAUCCGCGAGUGAUUCACGGGGUCGACGGUUACUCCGACGGAUUAUCAGGCUCACUACGACGGAACCAUGACGGUAAUGCGAGCCGACGAGCGUAUCAUCGAAACGCAGGAAAAGCUACGGUUUUAAAACGAACGUGAGGACACCAAAAAUGGCUACGAAAACUGACGACACAGCAUCUAUCGACAAUCCUAACGACGGAGAGAGUCUGGACAAGGAAAUAUUAACCAUUGCUGGAAACGAUGGAGGGAGCCACCGGAUUCCACCAACGUAUUUGUACAAUACGGGAUCAGAGCAGAUAGCGAGAACUUCAGAUCAGGAGCAGGGCGCUCGAAAUCGUAACCCAGCCUCGGAGGAUCAGUUGGGUCCUUUGCCGACCAACUGGGAGAAGGCAUACACGGAUACGGGGGAAGUUUAUUUUAUAGACCACAACACAGGCACGUCUCACUGGUUAGACCCGCGUUUGUCGAAAUUUCAAAAGAGAUCCUUAGAAGAAUGCCUGGACGACGAGUUGCCCUACGGCUGGGAGAAGAUCGACGACACCCUCUACGGCACGUACUUCAUCGACCAUGUGAAUCGUAGAACGCAGUACGAGAAUCCGGUGUUGCAAGCGAAAAGGGCGCAGCAGGGCCUGAUCGAGCGGAAGAGUCCCAACUUCACAAGAAAUCCCGACAAGCUGAAAGGCCAGAGGAUACGCACCACCUUGAUCAAGAGUUCAAGGGGCUUGGGAUUCACCAUUGUCGGCGGCGAUGACGCCGUGGAGGAGUUUCUCCAAAUUAAAAGCGUCGUGCCAAACGGUCCAGCCUGGCUGGAUGGGAAGCUACAAACCGGAGAUGUGUUGGUGUACGUUAAUGAUACCUGCGUGCUAGGAUUCACUCAUAAUGAAAUGGUAAAUGUAUUCAAGUCAAUUGGUAGCGGCGAGACGGUGACAUUAGAAGUAUGCCGAGGCUACCCGUUGCCCUUCGACCCCAAUGAUCCUAAUACGGAAGUCGUGACCACGAUUGCUGUGAACGCACCAGAAGAUCCCGCAAUGUACAUGGACUUGGACUCCUCUUUGCAAGCGAACGGACGCUACAAUUUCCUGGACUCCACGUUCUUGCCGGUGCACAGUCUUCAGAAUGGCGAGAAUCUCGCCACGACGUCCGUCAACUCGAUGCCCGACCUCUGUAUCUCGGACAAGAUCAACACGAUCAAGAGGCCGAGCAGCACGGACAUACUCCUGUCGGAGAGCAGCGAUCUGAACGACUGCAAGGACUCGCCAGUGUCUUCCAAGCCGGAGUUCCUCAGCAUCGCCAUCGUGAAGGGCGCGAUGGGAUUCGGGUUCACCAUAGCGGACUCCGCUCACGGUCAGAAGGUGAAGAAGAUUCUGGAUCGUCAGCGUUGCAAGAACCUGAUGGAGGGCGACAUUCUGGUCAACAUAAACGACAUCAACGUGAGGAACAUGUGCCACUCGGAGGUGGUGCAAGUAUUGAAGGACUGUCCGCGCACCGAGGAGGCGCUGAUACACGUCCAGCGCACGACGACGAAGUCGAAGGAGAAGAAGGAGAAGAACACGCAGGACUUCUUCAGGAGCAAAACGCCCACCGCGGAUAUCUACAGUACCCAGUCGAAGACCGUAAUACCCAGCCGGCCGAAAACGCCGCUGAUCGACACUCGAAAUCGUCCGAAAUCGCCGACCAGCGGCAGCAGGACGAACUGGAACGAGGUGCAGAGCGAGAACGAGCUGAAUCCGCUGGACAGCCACUACAAGUACUCCGAAUAUUCACACGGGAUGUAUUACUCGGACCCGUACAAGGCCAACAUUACGAAUCUGUCGGACAAUUUCGCGCCGAUGAUGAACCUGGACGACGAGUCCGUCAGGAACGUGCCAAAGCGGGACUGGUCGACGAGCGACAAGCUCAACAUCAACAAUGACAUGUAUUCCAUCGACAUCUCCCACCACGACAAUAUGCUCAAGCAGAACGGCGGGUGCUUGCACUCCGACUACUACAAGGAUCUCUACGCGGUGCAGUCGCAUUCCCAAUACAACGAGGACUACAACGCGUACUCCAUCGGGCAGGAGCAGAACGUCGACACUGGUGAAAUCUGGGACAAGCGAAAGGAGACCACCAGUUUCGAGCACGAGCAGCCACAUUCCAGUUCCAUACCUCGGUAUCCGCAGUACACGAACGAAUUGGUCUGUCCAAUGGUGCCCGACAUAGAAUGGAUAGAAACCCUGGUGACUUUAGUUAGACAAGACACCGGCUUUGGGUUCAGAAUAGUGGGUGGCACAGAGGAAGGGUCUCAGCAGGUCUCAGUGGGUCACAUCGUGCCGGGUGGAGCGGCCGACCUCGACAACAGGCUGAACACCGGCGAUCUGAUAAUGUCCGUCGACGGAGAGAGCGUUAUGAACUCUUCCCAUCAUCACGUAGUGCAGCUGAUGAUCGCGGCGGCUCAAAACGGCCGGGUGACUCUGGGAAUACGGCGUCGUAUCAACACGCAGGAGCACCUCCAGGAGAAUCUGCAGUCCUCUUACAGCCGGCAGAUGAAUCUGCAAUAUCCGUACGACGUAACCGUCACGCGAAUGGAGAGCGAAGGAUUCGGCUUCGUGAUAAUCUCGUCGGUCAACAAGGCCGGCUCCACGAUCGGCAGGAUAAUCGAAGGCUCGCCCGCCGAGAGGUGCGGCAGACUGAACGUCGGGGACCACAUUCUCGCUGUCAAUCACAUUGACAUCACGAAUGUAUGCCAUAAGGACAUAGUCAACUUAAUCAAAGACUCUGGUUAUUCCGUCACAUUGACGAUCGGGUAUCCGCUCGACGAUUGCUGCAGCAACACGUCUCUUUCCCAAAAGGAUGAGCCGACAGGAGAUGGAGAUGGUGGUCAGUACCAUGCUGUAGAGCUAACUCGGGGCACCCGAGGUUUCGGCUUCAGCAUUCGCGGUGGUCGCGAGUUCCAAAACAUGCCGUUGUUCGUCCUGCAAAUUGCCGAGAACGGCCCGGCGUCCAUCGAUAACCGUCUCAGAGUUGGAGAUCAGAUAAUCGAAAUAAACGGUAUCAACACCAAAAACAUGACGCAUACAGAAGCGAUUGAGAUUAUACGUAACGGUGGACCAUCUGUUCGUCUGUUAGUACGACGUGGCUGCCAAAUGCCUUCAGUGAGUAAUCUCACGAUCAGCCAAAUAAGUAUUCGACCGAACGAUGAGGGCACCCCGCGCAGGCAUUUAUCGAAAUUACCCGAGAGGGGUGUGCCCCCCAAAAAACGUCAGAAAGUUCGAUUUUCCAUUUCACUGAACUGCUGUUCAUCCAAAAACAGAUACUUGUAGCGAGCGCUUUCAGCGAGGAGGGUUCUUUGUAUUUCUCGAAUGGGUAUAUACACACGUAUAUAAUGAAACAUAAGUUGUGACGUGUAUUUCAUAAGAUCGAAAUCGAUUUCUUGACGGAGAAAGAGUGAUCCUUGGCGCAUUUAUACACGAUAUAGCGAUACUUUAAGCGUUAGACUGUUUGUAGUACUUGCGAGAAAAACAGGUCGUUAAUUUAUGUAAACGCGAACGAUUGUAAAUCUUAUACAUGACUCGUAAACUAGCGUAAAGCGACACACUAAAAAUAAUGUAAAAAAAAAAGAAAAGGGAAAAAAAAGCGUCAGCGGCGUGGAGUGACAAGUAACUGUGUUAUAUUGCUGACAGCAAAUAGCAUUGAUACGCAAUGAAGAAUCUCGCAGCUCGAUGCGUUUUAUCGCGUGGAGAGAGACCACAGGCGCAGCUGUAUAUUCACAUACGCUGUGAAGUGAUAUUGUAGACUGGCAAUUUGUGUAAUUAUCGAAUUUAUAUUAUUCGUCGGCACUUCUCGAUAACGUUUAUCAAAAGGCGUAGGCUCUUCGAAAUCUUAGGCUUCUAUCGUGGAACACCACUACCUUCGUGAACGUUUCUCUUCUUUUUCUAAACAGCAACAUGAUUGUGGCCUUGACGAUGAAAAUAGUUACGCUUUUCGAUAUCGCGGCAAAGAGAUCUGAGAGAACUAGCAACUUGUUUAAAAUAAUUAAUUAACCAUAACGAUUCUAUACUCUGGACUUAUUGCGAACACUCGGAGAUUCUAUCGAUGUCUGAUUCCUCCUUUAUUUCUCUCUGAAUAUAUUUAUUCCCAAUUAAUACAAGAUGUAUAUGUAUUGUCAUUAAUUAAAGUAACUAAGGACUCACGCAACCAAAGAAGCAGAUGCACUUAUCAGCCGCUUUGUUUUUUGAGUGGUGAAAGAGAUAAUUACGAAAGAGUUUAUUAUUGUAAUAAUUACUUAACCGACCUCACACAUACACGGGGGCGACAGUUGUUCGUUUGCCCGCGAUUGUAAGGUGAUGUUUCUAUAUUUGACAGGAAAGGUGGACGAUGAGCGAGCGGAAAUCCAGACUGGAGGAAUAACGAAUUAGACAGAAAUUUUUUUUUUAUUCACUCUUCCGGUGUCUUUUUUUUCGAUAUUUAUGAACGUUACACGUUUGAAAGAAUAGCGUAUAUAUAUAUUUUUUUACUUGUAAAAUAUAGUAAGAUAAUAAAACGAUGGGGACGUUGUUCGGCGCGCGUCGUACUAGUAUAAGGGAAACACAAGCGACAAAAAAAAAGGGGAAGAUAAAACCAGAUUGUAUUUUUUAGAUCUCAGAAUUGAAGUAAGAAAGGAGAGGAAAAAAAAACGCGGCGUCAUAUUAUACACAUGGUGUGCGUAUAUGUGUGUGUAUAUGUGUGUGUGUGUGUGUGUGUAGAGACGCGCGAGAGCGAAUCGUUUGUUCGUCGUACGUUCUAAACGAACGCAUGAGUGAUAAGCAGCAGCAAACGCAUUUAACUGGAAAUCACACAAUACCCAUUUUAUAAUCAUCGCGUUUAUUUUUUAUAAUUAUAUAUAUAUAUAUAUACAUACAUAUACAUAUAUAUAUAUACAGAAUUUGUAAAUUGUGUAGGAUAUAAGUUUGGUAUAAAUGUAUAUAUACUUGUUUUUUGAAAGGAUAAUGUUGAUAAUUUGUAAGGUUAAUAUAAGAGGCAAUAAUGUAACGUCAGCCGCGAUUUUAUCGACUCGAAGUUCACUCGCCGAGUAAUCCGAGUCCUCUUUACUACUCGUUUUGCCCGCUCUCUUGCCAAAGCCCCCCCCCCUUCCAGCUACACGGUACAUAUUGCAUCCUUCGUUUUCUUAAAGCUAUAUACACACACGACUCAGGCAGCUUCUCGGAGCGACAGCGCAGCAAACGACUUAGCGUUAGCGCGCUCGGGAGGAAGAGAAAAAGAAAAAAGGAACGCGGGGAGUCGCGUUUUCGCGCUUUUCUUCCGCGAACACACAUCUUGCAUCGCGUCUCGAGUAGUAAAGAAAUAACGGCCGAUUACGCACGUUGGAUUUCAUGCGCUGCGCGUAUACGGCAAAGUUAACUGAUUUACCGUUCUCGACUGAUGAUUUCACUGAUUCGAUUGGAUCCGACGGUGACUCUCUUUUUGUAUUAUGAGCUUCGUAUAUUUAUUGUAACACACCGAUAUAAGCCGAAUUCUAUAUACGUGUCCGUUACACUCUGAGUAAUCAUCGUUGAAUGAUCCGAGAUAAAGCCAGAGAGAGAAACUGAUAUUGUUGCUAAGAAUAUAAUGUACUACCAUUAUUAUAUAUUGUUGUUGAAAAAUAUACUGAGAUAAUAAAUGCUACAUUAAAAGAGA